UGACCUCAGCUCCCUGCUCCAGCUCUGCUGCCUGGAAUGUGAGAGGGAAGGGAGGAGGGGCAGCUCCACCCACAUGGGCUCUAACACACACAAGAGGAGAGAGCAGGGGAUGAGAGAGGGGAUCUGACUCUCGCAUAAGCCCGGAGACUAUCUGCUACCGCCAGCAUCAGGGGAACGAGAGGAAGGAAACCAGGGGAUCAUGGCACCGAGGAUGGUGACUCACCCAAACGCAACUGGGCACCGGGCACCUCAGGCCACCAGGUCACCCAUGCUAUACCCCAGGCACUGCUGCUGGAUUUCAUAGUGAAUGGUGAGAGCUGGCACACGGGAAAGGCAGAUUGUUCUUCCCCUGUGAGAGGACUGAUUGCACUAUUAUAGGCUGGGACUGGCUGAGCCGCCGCAUCCCAUGUGAUAGGUGAGAGGUGUUAGGCGGCAUGCACGCUCCUGCGCUCAGCAUCUGCUCCGUGUCUCAUGCUGCUGCUGCCGCCGCCGCUGCUGCUGCUGCUGAUCUCAUCCCUGCACGGAGAGAGCCGGUGAUAGCGAGCUCACCCCGGCCAGGCGUCUGCACUAUGGGGGUCCCCUGCUGCUGCUGCUGACAGGGAGGAGGAUCGCUGUGCGUUACACACGGGCCAGAUGCGCAGGAGCCAGAUCCCAGUGACCGCUCCAUUGUGAUAUCCCGGCCCGGAGAUGGAUGGAGAUGCUGCGGGGAGUGUGGAGGCACUUUCAGAUGACAGCAGCCUGCAUGCGGGACCGGAUAGGGGGACAGUGGGCAUGGUGGAACAUAUGAACCUCUCCUCCUCCCCAUCCCAAACACCCUCUGAUGAGGAGUCGACAGCUGCUACCCCAGAGCUGCCCCUGAGGCAGCAGCAUGGGGUGAAGAGACAUCACCACAAGCACAACCUGAAACACAGGUAUGAGCUGCAGGAAACUCUGGGCAAAGGCACCUAUGGCAAGGUGAAGAGGGCAAUAGAAAGGUUCUCCGGAAGAGUGGUUGCCAUAAAAUCAAUCCGUAAGGACAAAAUAAGAGAUGAACAAGAUAUGGUUCACAUCAGACGUGAGAUUGAAAUAAUGUCAUCACUCAGCCAUCCGCAUAUCAUAAGUAUAUAUGAAGUGUUUGAAAAUAAAGAUAAGAUUGUGAUCAUAAUGGAAUAUGCAAGCAAAGGUGAACUGUACGAUUACAUCAGUGAGAGGAGACGACUGAGUGAAAGGGAAACAAGACACUUCUUUCGACAGAUUGUCUCCGCUGUUCACUACUGUCAUAAGAAUGGUGUUGUGCAUAGAGAUCUAAAGUUGGAAAACAUUCUUCUGGAUGAAAAUGGCAACAUUAAGAUUGCUGAUUUUGGCCUGUCGAAUCUCUACCAGAAAGACAAAUUUCUGCAGACAUUUUGUGGUAGUCCACUUUAUGCAUCCCCAGAAAUAGUUAAUGGAAGACCUUAUCGUGGGCCUGAGGUUGACAGCUGGGCACUUGGUGUUCUCCUGUAUACUCUUGUUUAUGGAACCAUGCCAUUUGAUGGGUUUGAUCACAAGAACCUAAUUAGGCAAAUAAGCAGUGGAGAAUAUCGAGAACCAACGCAGCCCUCAGAUGCCCGUGGACUAAUUAGAUGGAUGUUGAUGGUUAACCCAGAGCGUCGUGCAACCAUUGAAGACAUUGCAAAUCAUUGGUGGGUUAACUGGAGCUACAAAAGUAGUGUAUGUGACUGUGAUGUCUUGAGGGACUCAGAAUCGCCAUUACUUGCCAGGUUCAUUGAUUGGCAGCACCGCGCCACUAGCCGGCAGACGGAGUCUGAAAGCAAAAGCAAGUUAGUUUCUAAGCCAUCAGAAGUAUCACUUGAGCGGCAGAGAUCUUUGAAGAAAUCCAAGAAGGGCAAUGACAUUGCACAGUCUUUGCAAGAUGGAUCUGAAGAAACAUCCAUAUCAAAAAGACCUAAAAGUAUUUUGAAGAAGAGAAGCAAUAGUGAGCAUCGGUGCCACAGUGCUGGUUAUAUUGAGGGUGUGAUCAGCCCCGUAUUGUCACCUGCAUACAAAAUUGAAAGUGAAAACUUGCUCACUAAUGCAUGUAACAAUACACAGGAGCUUGAUAAGCCAGUAGUGUGUGGUGGAAAGCAGUCCACGCCUCUGCCAAAGAAGGGUAUUUUGAAAAAGACUCAGCAGAGAGAGUCUGGCUACUACUCAUCACCAGAGAGAAGUGAGUCCUCAGAACUGCUGGACAAUGAUGGAACAGAGGGCAGUGAUACAUGUCAAGUUGUUAAUGACACAAAGCGAACAGUGUCACACAGCCUUUCAUAUAGGCGGAAAGGCAUCUUAAAAUACAACAGUAAAUAUUCCAGUAGCAAAACAGAUUCCUCAGUGGCCAAGCAAGGCACAGCAUCACUGGAAUCUAUGGAACAAGGACUUGUGUCUGUCGAAGGACUGUCCAGAAGCUACAGUCGUCCAUCUAGUGUGAUUAGCGAUGACAGUGUCCUGUCAAAUGACUCUUUUGAUUUGCUUGAAUUGACAGCUGGCAGACAAAACAGGCAGAGAAUACGUAGUUGUGUUUCAGCUGAAAAUAUCCUUUUUGUCAAGGAUUUUGAGGGACUUCAGAAAAGUCCUCGUCCACAGUACCUGAAACGUUACCGCAAUCGCUUUGCUGACAGCAGUUUUUCUUUACUCGCUGAUAUGGAUGAUGUCACUCAGGUUUAUAAAAAUGCUUUAGAAAUCUGCAACAAGGUCAAUUAGUCACAGAAAAGCAAAAUGUUUAUGGCCAGGAAGUUACUUUGCUGACAGUGAUAAGUCUGGAAAAGCACUCACCAUAGUAACACACCGAAACAGUGCACAUACAUUUCCACUCUGUAUCUUCAGGAUUGAAGCAUUGAUAAUUUAGAGAUUAUAGUAGUUUUACACUGUCAGAGCAGUACUUCUAUAAUUUAACCAAGUUUCUCUCCCUCUUUCUUUCUUUCUUUCUUUCUCUCUCUCUCUCUCUCUGUAUAUAUAUAUUUAAUAUUAAGGUUCUUGAAGAUGUUAACUUUUUCUUGUGCUCCAUUUUAUUGGGUUGGGUUUUAUAAAAGUUCUGAUAGUUUUAUAUGACUAUGUGACUGUUUUUAUACAAAAAUGUUUGUUUCUUACACUAAAUCGUUCCUUGUAAAGCUGAAUUUGGUGAUACUUUGUAGUGACCUAGAUACUGUAAAACUGUCAUAGUAAUUUAUAUAACUGGAUGGGCCAUAUAGUGUGUAAAAUCGAAUUGAAAAGUAUUGUAUUAUUUUAAACAAAUUGAAUUUUUUUUCAAUAUUGAAUAUCUUAAUUUCCCUAAACAUUAAAUGCUGUGAUUCUUUAGAUGUUUUUUUUAAAGUAAUGCAUUUAAUAAUAUGUUAAGAUAUCCAUUUUGGAUUUGCUUCCUCUAUUUUCUAUUUUUUUACUUAACUUUUAAUUAUAUGCCCUAUGCAGGUUAGUAGAGAUAGAAAGUUGGAUGUAAUGAAGUUCGAGUUCGGCUCCCGUGCGGGAUGCUGGCUGAACUCAGAUGUUUUUUUCAAAGGAGCAAUCAUUUAUAAGGCAUGGUUUAGCCUUGUCAUUCAUUGCCCCUUUAAAAAAACUUCCGCGUUCGGUCGGCAUCCCACACGGCCGCCGAACUUGGACUUCAUACCAUCCCGCCAAGAGUGUAUCCUGAUCGGGAGUAUAUGCAGUGGCGUCUAUGGAGGUGUGGCUGCAGCAGAGUCUAAAAUUCAAAUAGGGGAGCCACACCAACUGUCAGUUCAAACUGACUCACUGGCAAUUGGUGUGUGUACCCCAUUUGAAUUUUGGACUGCGCUGAAGCGCCACCUCUGAGUAUAUCAGUGCUGUGAUUUCCAAUGUAACUGGAAACAAUUUGUCUAAAUUCAGAGAAAGCAGACAGUGUUAGAGAUAUAGCACAGUAUGGAUUUUCCAUCAUUAAUAGUCAAAAUACUGUAACAAAAGCUAAAUGAGUUAGUUGGCACUAUUGAUGCUUAUUAUGUUGGCCUUUCCAUAAUUUAUGGAGUUUUUUAAAAAGUCCACCAAACUCAUAAAUGUGGUGAAAGUUGUCAGGUGCCCAAUCUGUCUCUGUUAUGGGUGUUCCCCUUUUACAUGUUUUCUUUAGGAUUUAAAGUACAUUUACAAAUAUAUGCCAAAUAAAGUUUGAGAACCAUUAGCUAAAAAUGAAAGGGGCACUCUCCUUGGUUGAAUGGUAGCAUAGACACACUUCCAGAUGUGUUUCACAUGAAGAGCCUAUUACAGCCAUUUUUGUUGGCAAAUACUCAGCAGAACAUACAGCUCAAGUUUCUAUACUUUCACUGUCAGCAAAUAAAAUAUGUGGAAUAUUUAUGGGUUUAGCAUAGGAUAUGUGACCUUGGAUCAGGUUGUUUAUAGAAUGUCGAAUAGAAGUGGGCUCAUGGCAAGUAGAAAAGUCAUAUGUGCAGAACACUGUAAUGUGUUUUAUGAAAUGGGUUUGAGAUGGCAAGUGGAAAGUGUAUGGAUGGCAAAUAAAUAAAGGAGUAUUUUAUAUCAUGGAAGGUAAGGAGGUAUGAUGUAAGCGCUGGUAAACUGAGGAUGUGGGCGAGAAAAGGGGUAACUUCUACCAUAAAGGGCUUUCUGUGGCCAACUGGAUUUCUUGAAAACAUGCUCAUGUUGAAAGUAUGAUAGGCCUGGGCAAACAAUACAGGAUUGUAAAACUGAAUUGCACAUGUCAUUAAAGAGUGCUCAUGUAAACAAUAUAUAUCAAAUUAUUAAGUAAUUUCUGAUUGGUCAAUCUAGUUUAGUCAUGCAUGAUCUAUAGCUGUAUUUCCAUGCUCCAAAGAUAAGUAUCUAUAGUAUCCUGUGUGGAAAGAUCAUGCAUAACUUUAACAGUGCUGAAUAAAAAUAUAUUAAUAUUUUAUACAGAAUAAUAACAUUUAACAGUAUAGUUGAUGAAGCCACAUAUGCACAAUAGAUGAGGCAACAUAAAUGAAUGUCUGAACUUGGGAAGCAUUCUAAAAUACAGUUUGUCUGUAAUGUACAUGCCAAAAUACACAAAAAAAGUAUUUUGCAAUAAACUUAUAUUAAAACUGUUGCAUUCUCCCUCAUCUCGCACCUCCUAAUGCUAGCACUACUGACAGCCAGAGACUUCACCUCUACGGAUGGGUAACAACACUACUUUAACAACUGAGAGUUGGAAUUGAGAAAGCCAAGUAGAAAAAGCAGUUUCCCCUGGCUAUUGAUUUCUUGCUGACUGUUCUUCAUAACACCACAUGCUGAACCUAUGACACCUGGGGACUCUAGAUACAGGGAGCGACGUUAGUUUUAAGAGGCACUGUGGUAGAAAGAAGUUAGGGGCUUAUUUAAUAACAAGUGAUAUUCUUAUUAUCACUUGAGUUGUUACUAAUCUUAAAUUGUGCUCCAUCUAAUAAGCUCCUGUUAUUUUUUAAACACACGGCAGUGAGGAGCUGAUUGGUUGGAGCACUAUUUAAGAUUAUUAAUGAGUGAUAACAAGAAUAUCCCUCGUUGAUAAAUCUCCCAGAAAUUCUUAAUCAUGUGCAAACCUUUUUUUCCAUUUGGCAUGUAUCUUACAAUUACUUUUUUUGCAUACGAGUAUUCCCUAUAACUAUAUUUUAUAGCUAUUCUAAUAUAUGCACAUAAUUAUGCUAUUUAUUGUGUUAUUUUUGUAUUCUUUGAGUCUGUACAUAACAUGUUAAAAGCAUGUUACAUGUACUUGUAUUUGUGCACCUAUAAUCUGAUUCUAUUGGUGUUUCUACAUUUUCAAAUAUUGCAUGAAGCUAUAGGUAUUUCUCUAUUUCGUAUUACUGUUUGUAAAAGUAACAGUAUGUUUGUGAAAGCUUUUGUGAUCUUGCAGUUUUCAUGAACAGACUUUAACACUCAACUCAGAAAUAAAUAUAACAUUUAGGUUAUAGCUAUAGGUUCUGUCUCUGUAUAUAGCAAUAUGUGUAAGAGUUUUAAUAUGUUUUUUUUAUUUUCUAUUCAUAUAUGCUAUUCUCAUUCUCUAAGGUCUUUUAUCUAUAUGUCUAUAAUAUAUGGAAAGUAUAUAUACAGCUAGCGGUAACUAGAGGCCAUACUGUACUUCUCAUAUGAAUGUACUCUGUUUCUUGAACUUGCUUGCUACCAAAGAACUGGUACUUUGUGCAGAUUGUGUUUGCCCAGGUCUUAUUAUUUCAUAAAUUAACAAUUAUGUGACUGAGCAAUUAACUGCUUAUUGCCAAACUGGAAAUGUUAUUAUGGGACUUACUGGCAUGUUUUCAUUCCUAGAAGAGGAAAAAAAAACUUGACUGCACAUUAUAAUUGGUAUUGUGAUUUAAUUUAAUAUUUUUUUUUGUAUUGCAAUUGUGAUUCUUAUUUGAAUCUGCCUUUUAUUUAUUGUUCUCAAAUCAACUUCAAAAGUAUAAUAUAUUUGGUGUAAUUUAAUUGGUGCAACGUAUGCCAAUAAUUUGUUUAUUGAUCAUAGGUGAUUUUGGACUUCAGCAGGAAGCUGCCUGCAAAGUGUUAACCACCUUAAUGUUGGUAUUUUUAUCUGAUUGUUUUUUUAUUGAAUAAAAAUAUGUGAUCAAAAUGUC
Pseudophryne corroboree (corroboree frog) is the source of this 6530-nucleotide messenger RNA. It is a transcript of the gene NUAK1, whose product is annotated as NUAK family kinase 1. Gene Ontology annotation, biological process: protein phosphorylation; intracellular signal transduction. Gene Ontology annotation, cellular component: cytoplasm. The coding region runs from base 688 to 2715 and encodes 675 amino acids. Gene Ontology annotation, molecular function: protein serine/threonine kinase activity; ATP binding. The transcript has 7 exons. Lineage: Eukaryota; Metazoa; Chordata; Amphibia; Anura; Myobatrachidae. The record is from RefSeq and is a predicted model, not a curated record.